Messenger RNA from Eutrema salsugineum, 3325 nucleotides. RefSeq names its product nuclear poly(A) polymerase 2. The transcript is spliced from 13 exons. Gene Ontology annotation, molecular function: RNA binding; poly(A) RNA polymerase activity. Gene Ontology annotation, cellular component: nucleus. Lineage: Eukaryota; Viridiplantae; Streptophyta; Magnoliopsida; Brassicales; Brassicaceae. The coding region runs from base 361 to 2697 and encodes 778 amino acids. The record is from RefSeq and is a predicted model, not a curated record.
UCCAUCUCUCCCUCCUUUGAACCAGUCAAAUUGAUUUAUAACCUCCUCGUCCUUUUCCUUUGACUUCUCUUUGAAAUUGAAGUCGCUUUCCAUAUCCAUCGAUUUAGGGUUUCCGAUUUCGUUUCAGAGACUUUCUCUCGCUUCUCUCACUUUUCCCCUUCUUCUUUCGGCUCCUCUUUCCUUUCCGCAAUUCCCGCAAUACGACUCCCUUUCCUAUUAGAUUCCGUAAAUUAUCAUGAUCGAUGUGUUUGAUCCGAUCUCGAGUCGCGUCAAAUAGCUAAUCUAUCUACAGAUAUAUAUAUAUAUAUAUAUAUAUAUUUUAUCUGGUAGAUCGCUUUAGGGUUUUCGUGUGUUGUUUCAAUGGUGGGUACUCAACGGUCGGAGGAGCCACCGGUUAAAGCUCUUAAGAGCUAUGGAAUUACGAAGCCGCUUUCUGUUACUGGCCCUUCAGCGGCUGAUUUGAAGCGUAAUUUGGAGCUGGAGAAGUUUCUCGUUGAUGAGGGUCUCUACGAGAGCAAUGAAGAAACAAUGCGGAGAGAGGAAGUUCUUGGGCGCAUGGAUCAGAUCGUAAAACACUGGGUGAAACACUUAACUCGUCAGAGGGGGUAUACAGAUCAGAUGGUGGAGGACGCAAAUGCUGUCAUAUUCACUUUUGGAUCUUACCGCCUUGGAGUACACGGACCUGGGGCUGAUAUUGAUACACUGUGUGUUGGCCCAUCUUAUGUUAACCGAGAGGAGGAUUUCUUCAUCAUCUUGCGUGAUAUAUUGGCUGAGAUGGAAGAAGUGACUGAGCUUCAACCUGUUACUGAUGCUCAUGUCCCAGUCAUGAAGUUUAAGUUCCAAGGAAUAUCUAUUGAUCUUCUGUAUGCUAGCAUAUCACUUCUAGUUGUGCCACAGGAUCUGGAUAUCUCCAACUCUUCUGUGCUGUGCGAUGUGGAUGAGCAAACUGUCCGCAGUCUUAAUGGUUGUAGGGUUGCUGAUCAGAUUCUUAAACUCGUUCCAAAUUUCGAGCACUUCCGGACAACACUAAGAUGCAUGAAGUACUGGGCUAAGAAGCGUGGGGUCUAUUCAAAUGUUACUGGAUUUCUUGGUGGGGUAAACUGGGCACUUCUGGUUGCACGGCUGUGCCAGCUUUAUCCAAAUGCUAUUCCUAGUAUGUUGGUUUCUCGAUUUUUUAGAGUAUAUACACAGUGGCGCUGGCCGAACCCAGUCAUGCUUUGUGCAAUAGAAGAGAAUGAGCUUGGAAUACCUGUCUGGGACCCAAGGAAAAAUCACCGUGACCGCUAUCAUCUUAUGCCAAUAAUAACACCUGCAUACCCGUGCAUGAAUUCUAGUUACAAUGUCUCUCAAAGCACUCUUCGUGUUAUGACUGAGCAAUUCCAGUAUGGUAACAAGAUCUGUCAGGAGAUUGAGUUAAAUAAACAACACUGGAGUUCCUUAUUCGAACAAUAUAUGUUCUUCGAGGCAUAUAAAAAUUACCUUCAGGUUGAUGUAUUAGCAGUAGAUGCAGAAGAUCUAUUGGCUUGGAAGGGUUGGGUGGAGUCACGGUUCAGGCAGCUGACUUUGAAGAUAGAACGAGACACAAAUGGGAUGUUAAUGUGCCAUCCUCAACCAAAUGAGUAUGUGGACACUUCCAAGCAGUUUCGGCAUUGUGCAUUUUUCAUGGGCUUGCAGAGGGCAGAAGGAGUUGGUGGCCAAGAAUGUCAACAAUUUGAUAUACGUGGAACAGUAGAUGAGUUCAGGCAAGAGGUAAACAUGUAUAUGUUUUGGAGGCCUGGGAUGGAUGUGUAUGUCUCUCAUGUUCGUAGACGGCAGCUUCCACCUUUUGUUUUUCCAAACGGAUAUAAGAGGCCUCGGCAAUCCAGGCACCAGAAUCAACAAUCCCGAGAGCCUGGUGAGGAGGGUGUUGGUUCAGUGUCCGCUUAUGUUGAGAGACAUGCGAAGAGGAAAAACGACAAUGAAAUGAUAGAUACGAGGCCAGAGAAACCUGAGAAGCGUGCAUCUCUUAGUCCACAUAGUCUAGAUGCAGUUUAUCCUGAUAGUAGUGCUAUCACAACUGGUGAGACUCCUCCGAUUGGCAUUGAGUCAGGUCCUAGAGCCGAAUGCUUAGUAACUACUGAUCUUGAUUGCACCACUCCUAAUGUCGAAGUCGAGGCUGAAAGAUUUAUUAGGAAAAGCACUGAAAUCAUAGAAGUUUCUCAGAGAGAGCAUAACUCUGGUAACGAGCAAACCCUGGAAGUAGAUAGUAGGGCUCUUGUCCAAGGUUGUCAUGACCUGGCUGAGCCUGUAGAAAAGCAUGUGAGACCGGACCCUAGUGCUGUGGUAGCAUGUGAAGGUGGGCAUAAUGAAGAUGAAGGUCGUAAUAUGUGCUCUGAAGCCAUCAAUGAUGACACGCCACAUCUUCCAAGGCGACUAAAUCUGAAAGAGAAUGUUGAUGAAGUUGAGAGGGAAUCCAGGUCGGGAAAAAUUGCUGAUGGUGCUUUGCGUAAUGGAUACUGUGGGCAGAACCUGGAUCAUGAGGGUUUUUUUACUGGUGCAAGUUUGGAUCCAUCUGUGGAACAUAAAAACUUGCAUUCAGAUGGAUUGUUCAAAAGUGGCUUGUCGGAAGAACUUCAGUCAAAUCCUUUGCUCAGCGGGAUGGGGAGACCGGAAGAAGGUGCUAGCAGCAACAGGUUGAGCUUGGAGUCGAUAGUGUGAGCUAGGUCUCUCGUAAUGAGAACCUGAAGUCAGAAAAAAGGAAAAGAUCAAGAAACAAAAAUAAAGAAGAAGAACCAGAGCACGUAGUGUUGCUUUGGACGUCUUCCAGAACUCGACAAUAUUGGUAAGCUUAAAUCCAAAAAAUCCAAAAGCUUAAAAAGAGAAAAAAAGUAAGAAAAAUCCAAAAAAAAAUAAGAUAAAAGAUUAAUUAAAAAAAACAAAUAACAACUUUGAAAAUGAUCUUGUUUGUUCGUAACUCGUUGGGAUGGUGAGUAUCCAAACUCUGGGAAGAGGGAGUUUGGGAUGCGAAAGCCGUGCUGUUCGAUACUAUGCUCCAGGAAGUUGGGAAAAGUAAGGUGUGGAGCUUGUGCUGGUUCAAUACUUUUUGUCCGAGAGUUGCCUAGGAAGAGGAUCAAUGAGGUCACCAUGGUGAUAGGCAAGUGAAUUAGAUCUGUCUACCUUUACAGGCUAUUUCAGACUGUUUUCUGUAUUUGAUAUGUUUUCAGAUUUGGGAUCAUUCUGUGUGUUAUAUGAUUCUGUCUGCAUAAAUAUGUCUCCUGCUUUUUUUUUUUUUUUUUUUUUUUUUCCAGUUGCUAGUCGCUUCUUUCAUAAAGACCCAUUCUUAAUC